AUGAAUUCAGUAUUCUCAGCAUUUAAAUCAAACAAAAGCAACACAUCGUCGUUGAGUCCGACAACUAAUGGUGCAAGUAAAAAGACGCUCAAUCUGAAUGACUCGAAUAAUUAUGAAAAGUUGCGUCACAUACGCGAAAAAAUGUCAAACCUAAUGAUCGAUGAUGACGAAAUAAAUUUAAGGAAACCGCCAGCAAUUCCGAUCGCAUCAAUGGAUGUUGACGAUGGAUGUGAGACAAUUGCAAAGUCGAAUAGCGGUUUCGACUGCGUAGAUAGUGCAUCACCAUCAAUGAAUGGAGUUGGCGGUAAUUACACGAACGGUAAUUUAUCGUCAUCAUCAUCAUCAUCGUCGCUCAAUACAAUUUCAUUGGCAUCGAUAAAAAAGCAUUAUAAUCAGGACAAUUCGGAAAACUACGCGAGUGAAAACAAUCUGUUGAGUAAAUGUUGUAAUGGCGCUGGAACAUUGGGCAGCGCAACAAAUGUGUCGAUAGUUGACGGUAAUGAUGUAAAUAAUAGUGCGAGUGCAACAAACUUAGGCUCACUAAAAUCGAUGCCAUUAAGUGACGCAAACGAUGCCAGUAAAUCGGUAUCGAGUAUUUUUAAUAAACAACCGCAACAAAACAAUAAUCUAAGCAAUACGAAUCGCAAUCGUCCGAGGCUUAGCUUAAGUAACGCGUGUAACGGUACAAAUGCUAAUCAACAGCCACAACCCGCCGUACAUGGCCGAAACAAUGGAAAUGGAUUACCAACAGGCCGAACACGAUUGUCCACACACCAAAGAAACCUGAGCUUGGAUUUUCGUUUUAAAAUGUUUGGUACUUCAAACCUUUUUCAAGUCGAAAAUGUUUUUCAACUCUCAAGAGGCGGCAUUUCUUGUCUUCAACCAGAAAACAUUUCAAAGAUUUUGAGUCUAAUUACGUUAAUAUUUUUCAAAACAAAUACAAUUUGGGUUAAAGUACGAUGGGUUAAUGACAUUGUAGCUGCUGUUGAUAUAUUAUUAAUACUAACAACAAUUCUAACGCAUGGUUCCGGGUUAAGUAAUCAGAUUUCCGCGUUCAACUAA
Molecule: messenger RNA, 1062 nt
Organism: Clunio marinus
Lineage: Eukaryota; Metazoa; Arthropoda; Insecta; Diptera; Chironomidae
Source: the annotation of a GenBank genome assembly